CGGGCGGCUACGCCUGCAACCUGUCCGAUGGGUGACCCAGUCAACGGCAGCCGCUUGGCACAAAACGUCAGUGCCACCGGUUGCUGUAGCCCUAGUGACAGACCACUCGUAGAAACCCAAUUGCCGAUCGCCGAUCUCCCAGCCUCGCAUAUCACAGCUCGCCUCAGCCCAAACCUAAACAAGCCGAUCCGACGAACCACCACCUCAAGAAGUCACCUGCGGCGCUUGAACCACAACGGAUUUGCAGGUACGAGUGCUCAGAUUUGGAUUAUAAUCUACCAAAACACCCAAAUACAACGUAGUCUCAGAGUCUAA
Messenger RNA from Protopolystoma xenopodis, 315 nucleotides. Lineage: Eukaryota; Metazoa; Platyhelminthes; Monogenea; Polystomatidea; Polystomatidae. The record is from the annotation of a GenBank genome assembly.